Aspergillus tanneri is the source of this 1008-nucleotide messenger RNA. RefSeq lists its product as uncharacterized. The record is from RefSeq and is a predicted model, not a curated record. Gene Ontology annotation, cellular component: Golgi apparatus. The coding region runs from base 1 to 1008 and encodes 335 amino acids. NCBI's taxonomy places the organism in Eukaryota, Fungi, Ascomycota, Eurotiomycetes, Eurotiales, Aspergillaceae. The transcript is spliced from 4 exons.
AUGUACCGCCCAAACUCGUUAUGGACAUGGUCCUUCGCCAUCGUCACACUCAUCCAAACCAUCAUUACUCUUGCAUUAGAAUGCUACGUGUUUGCGAAUUUUCAGAUAAAUACUAAGCCGAAUAACAGCCAAGUGCCUGCCCUUAAAACAGUCCCAACAUUUCUAGCAUUGUAUAGUUUCGGUUUUAUUUAUGAGCUAGUGUUGGUGUACGAUGCUCUGCGUAUGAAAAAUACUAUCCAAGUCAUUGGGCUAUGCUUGUGCAAUGUUGGGCUUUUGAUCUACGGGGCCGUGCAAAUACAGCAGGUCAAAGAGGCUGUGGGCAUUUUGAGGUACCAGCAUAUGAUCAGUGACAAUAUCUGGGCGGAGUCUCAGCCCUUUCUCAUCAUCAUCCCGUGUGUUGUUGGUAUGGGUACGAUUCUGAUGUCAAUUAUUGCUUGGAAACUUUACGAUGAAUUUGCUUGGUCUAUCUACAAGCACAUCAGCGCUGAUCUGCGCAUGAAGCGCCGGUACCUCACAUAUCAGAUUUAUAUUGCCCUCCUGAAAUUCGACUUUUUCUUCUUCCUUGGAUUUACCGUCCAAUUCGUUGUGAUUAUCACCAACAAAUCAGAUGUUGAGUUCGCCCUCACUGUGGCUGCUGUACCAGUGACCAUCAUAAUACUGGUGUGUGCGGCCAUAUUCGUUCGGCGCGAAACCAUUCUUGGAAUGGUUAUAAUAAUUCUUCUCUAUUUCGGCGCAAUGGCAUACUUCUUGUUUAAGCUUGUCCGCAUGUACGCUCCGUCAACGGAGCCAAUGUACCUUCCUGCUCGACGAUCGCUUACAUUCUUCGCCGUUAUUACGCUUAUUUUAAUUGUCCUGACCAUCGUCAACGCGGGCAUAUGUAUGCACAAUUUCCACAAGGGUCUAAAACCGCAUAUCAACAAGAAAAAAGACCGCAAGGAGGCAGAAAAGACGACAGAGCUGUCCUCCAACAUAACCGGCCAGGUACCUAACCGAAUGAUGAUUGACUAA